This is a messenger RNA of Polypterus senegalus (gray bichir), 7065 nucleotides long. It is a transcript of the gene smap2, whose product is annotated as small ArfGAP2. Bases 1 to 1299 code for a protein of 432 amino acids. The record is from RefSeq and is a predicted model, not a curated record. Lineage: Eukaryota; Metazoa; Chordata; Cladistia; Polypteriformes; Polypteridae. The transcript is spliced from 10 exons. Gene Ontology annotation, molecular function: GTPase activator activity; metal ion binding.
AUGACGGGUAAAUCCGUAAAAGAUGUUGACAGAUACCAGGCGGAGCUGACCGCCCUGCUGCUGGAGGAGGAGAACAAAUACUGCGCUGAUUGUCAGGCGAAAGGUCCAAGGUGGGCAUCAUGGAAUAUUGGAGUUUUUCUCUGUAUUCGGUGUGCGGGUAUCCACAGAAAUCUUGGAGUCCAUAUUUCAAGAGUUAAGUCUGUCAAUUUGGAUCAGUGGACAGAAGAGCAAAUACAGUGUAUUCAGGAAAUGGGAAAUGCUAAAGCAAACCGAUUGUAUGAGGGGAACCUGCCAGACGGCUUCAGGAGACCACAAACAGAUCAAGCUAUUGAAAGUUUCAUCAGAGAUAAGUAUGAGAAGAAAAAAUACUUUGAUAGAAGUAUUGAUAUCAAUGCAUUCAGAAAAGAAAGAGGUUGCUUAUGGAAGAAGGAGAAUGAACCCAGCAAAGAGAAAAAACAGGAGCCGGUGAUUUUUGAAAAGGUUAAGCUGAAAAGAGAUGAGUCCCAGCAAUUCAAAACCAGCCCACCAAAAUCUUCUCAGCCUGUGAUUGAUCUUUUGGGUCUUGAUGCUCCAGCUUCAGAAAAGAAGGUAACAAGUGGGAGUAUUAGCAGUGAACUUGACAAUAACUUGGACUUCUUUACAACAAUGACAGUGCAGAAUACAGACACCAGUCAACCAAUUGGAAGCACCUUGCCAACAAGCAGUACUACCAGUUCUGUAGCAGAAAACUUGAACCUGUUUGCUGAUCCUGGAAUAAAAUCUGAAGAUUCAAGCAAGAAACAGCUUUCAAAGGACUCAAUUUUGUCACUUUAUGGCUCUCAGGCAACACACAUUCCAGCAAUUCCUGCUCAAGGCAGUGUGUAUAUGGCUCCUUCUCAGAUUGGUUACCCAGCUGGCUACAGUCACUAUCCAACUUUAGCCCCCACAGGAGCCAUGAUUGGGGGAAUGAUGGCACCACCAGUUGGUAUGAUGCCUCACACAGCCACUCCUGCGAUUGUCAAUCAAAUUCCCAUGCCACCCCCUGGUUAUAUGGGUAGUAUGCAGACUGCAGUCAUGAGUAUCCCUAAUGGCAUUAUGACAUCUCCAUCAGGAAUGAUGGGAGGACUAACUGCUGUUCCACAGCCCAUUUAUGGUGUUCAUCAGGCUCAGCAGCUCCAGUGGAAUAUCACACAGGUGACUCAGCAAAUGGCUGGAAUAAACUUUUAUGGCACUGGCAAUGUAAUGGGUUACAGCCAGCCCAUGGGUGGUGGAACAGCACAAGGGACCAACCAAGUGCUUGGUACACACUCGUGGAAAUGAUUAGCCCCUUGAUUGUAUGUAUCUUUCAUUGCUCUGGGCAUGUUGAAACCCAGUUACCAACUCAUAUGUGACUAACAAAUUAUGUAUUUUCCUUUCAAGAUCAUCUUGAUCAAAGAAGGGGUAACAUAUCUAACCAGAAUUCACAAUGAUAUUUCCAAACAUGGCUUCUUGUCACACUUUGUUUGGGUACUGCUUCAGUUUGAGGUUUUUGUCAUGGGAAGUACCACUUAGAGCCAACACUGAUUGUAUGAAAAAUUUACCUCCAGGCAAUCAAACACAAUGCUGUUUGUAGAAACAGUUUUGAGAAUGUACUGCACAUACUGUCUGUGAAACCUUGGCUUAUCUAGAUGACUUUAAUUUAGUCACCGUCUUUGUUUUACUGGCAGAGAUUAUAUCUGUUUCUUCUCUGUUGACUUUUUGUCCUUUACAGCACACCUUUUGGAUUUUCCUUUUUUUGUUUUCUGUUUAUACAGUCCCGGACCAUGCUGUAAACAUUCCUGUAUCCUAAUUAAUUAAUAAUUUUAAGCAUAUUAAGAUAAGUACCAUACUUCAGUCCAACUACAUGCAUACAUUAAAGAAUGUUGUCAUAUAUCGUGACAAUGCAAAGAUGAGAUCUCUGAAUGUUUGGAUUGUAAAAGACAGGGAAAAGAACAACAGUCCUAUAAAAGGGAAAGUGUGUAUUUAUCUUUGUGUUAUGCAUAUAUGAAAUUUGCUAUUUAUCAUAUUUUUCUAUUAUUUAAAUAAAUAUUUUCUCUAGUAUUAUGAGUAAUUAUCAUGGACCACAUGCAAACCUGAUGCAACUGUGCUUAUCUUGAGUGAUGCUAAUGACAUACCAAAGAUAUUCCAGUGGUUACAAGUAUCUACUGCAUUAGGUGGUUUACUUGUGCUUCUGAAAUCAAAAAUAUCCUCAAUGUUUUAAUGCUGCACCUUUAUAUUAAAAUGUGCUUCACUGAACUUCUAUGGAGCCUUUUAGUCACAGAGUUUUAGAAGCCUUAAUGAAGUUAAUAUUGGAAUGUAAGUAUUUAAGCUUUUCAGUAAGCCUAUAAUUGAGAAAACAUUUGAAAUGUUUUGAUCCCAGUGCAUGCCUUAGGAAAAACAUUUCAGUAAGGGGUCAUGGAAUAAGGUCUCACAUAAUAGAUGCCACCUUAUCUUACUGCUUUUCAUUUAUUUAUUUAGUUUUUGUUUGUACAGUGCGCUUCAAUAAGAUUAGGGUUCAACAAGUGCUUUGAGAACUUGCUUUUUAAGCUCUCUCCCUGCUAUGGGGUUUCAGCAUUAUUUUGUAUCUACAUAACAAACUAAUAAUUUCUGUUUAAAAUUUCGAGCAUACAUGUCUUUAUUCCAGUGUAUAAAGAGUAACCCAUAUACAGGUGAGAUUCAUUGAUAUUUAUGGAAUGGAUGCUUUCAAACCUGAUAUAUAAAUUACAUACAUACAGUGUAUCUCUAUCAAACUUUUAGCCAGGUUAAAAGACAAUUGUAUGCUAAGCACUAUUGUCUGGUUAACUUGGUUGAGCUGUGUGUAUUUGUGUUUUAUCUGCCUUUCUUUACUUCUUAGAGAUCUUUUCUAUGUGCACAUUUAAAGAUUAGCACCUGUAAAAAUGUGUGUAUUUCUUAAUAAAAUGAGGUCUUAUGUUAGAGCAAGCACUGCUCUAACACAAAUGUUCAAUUCUGAAGUUCAUAAAAAUUGAUCUGUUACAAGUUUCAUUUGCUUGCAUAUACACAAAAAUCAAUAUUGAGAAUAAGAGACUAAAAAGCUUGUUUUCUUGGCCUGUGCUAGGCAGUCUUCGUUAUCCAAUUUAGCAUUAGGUGCAUGGUGCACUGAACAGCCUAAAGAAGUCCAUUUGUUUUAACAUCAUAUUCUUCUUCAUGGAAUCUUGUGGGCAGUAAGUUAUAGGAAUACAGUAAUUGUUGACCAGAUUUCUAUUUUAAUUUAAAUUAUAUUUUCUACUCUUUGUUUCAUUCUAGAUACAUUUCAGUAGACCCCAUUUUGAGUGUGUUUUCUUACUAGUAUCAACCCAAAUGCAUAAAACAUUUUCUAUUUUGUAUCCAUGUUCUUUUAUUUUUUGAAAAGGUGUAAAAAUAUCAAGGCGCUGCAACUCAAGCAAUAGUGAGGCCUAUAUUGUCAUGGUCUUUCAGAAAGUCAAUUGUAAUGGUGAGGACAUGUUAUCGUUCUGCAACCUGAAAAUCUUGUGAGAAUCAACCAUUAUAUGUGGCUGUAAAACCUAUCUGCAUGUGUAUAAAAUGCGAACUCAUAAAAUACAUAACAGGUUCUUACAGGACUUCUGUUUUUCUCUUUUCUUUCAUUCUAAUUUAUUUUAAGUAAAACUGAUAUCCAAACAGAUUUUCUGUUUGAUGUGUUUCACAAGAAUUUCUGACAUAAAAUAUUGUCAAUUUUGUCCUAGGUGCAUUACAGUUCUUACUCUGUAACACUAAAGGCCUUGGGAAAAAUAAAUAGGCCUGUUUAAAGCUUAGCUUGUCUAAAUGUAAUGUUAAGGCAUUGCAGGUUUUCAUGCCAACCACUCCUCCAUUCCUCAGUUUUUAAAUGUUUGGAGUCCUUGUUCUGACUGUACUAGAUUGUCACCGUCUGCUUUGUAAUUGUAACACUAUUUUUUCCCCCAUACAGUACAAGCUGUUUCUCCAUCCAGUUUAAUUUCUUAAUCUUUCCCACAGCCUUUUGUAAUUCCUUCUUUUCUCUUUCAUGUACUUGCACAGGAAAGAUCAUUCAUCAGACUUUCAAUAUUUGUUUCCUUGUAAGCUUAUUCACAACAUAUAUUGUCGAUCACCACUAUGCUGUUUUUUUUAAUACCAUCACUAAUUUCCAUCAGAGUUUUUUAGCUGGAAGAUGUACGUGUAGCAAAUUCUUUUAAAUAUGAAUGCACCAUCACGUGAGCCUGCAUUAGGUUCAUCUGACGUUUCUGAAUCCACAUCUACAUGUUCUUAGCACUUGCUGAUGCUUUUCUGUCUCUGCCUACCUGCGUUUUUCUUUUCAGCUGCACGGACUCUUCACCGAUUGUAAUGCCUGGUCUUUGAGCUGUCUUAAAUGUCCACCUUCCUUUUUAUACUCUCCCUUUUCUUUUGUAGUUUUGUUAAUGUUUUAUUUUCAUCAUUCAAAAAAGAUAAAAAGUUAUUGUGGCAUCAUAAGAAGAAUUGAUGAGUGUCUUUAAGUGUCUUCUCUGAAAUGAGUUGUACCAACAGUACAUAAAAACUGUCAGGUGGCUCAGAAUACUAGAUAAUGAAAGUCAAGUGAACAUUUUGAUAACGUGAAUUGUUUUAUGCAAUCUACACUCAUAACUUCCAGUUUCUUACAGUAGUUUAGGGCUUAUAACAUAUUCUUUUUUUUUUUUGUCAGUAAUGUUAUAUGAUUUGUAUGCUUUUGACGUUCAUUUGUGGUCAGUCAAACAGAAUAAUUAGUAUGUGCUGAUGUGCAGUUUUGUAAUGUACACUGAAAUGGGUAAAAGUGUUUUGUGCCCUGGCGUCUCUUCUCAAUAAUGACUCAUAUUGGCAACCGGGCCGUGCAAAUUACACGCAGAUGGCUAUGGACUUUGCUUUUCUUUAAACUUGGAAAGUCGUCGCCUGGUAGUUGGAAUCUUGUAUGAUAUAAAAUGAAGACAUAUCCCAGAUUACAGAAAUAUUGAUAACCCUUAGGGCUGAAAUUAUUACUGCAGUUAUACAUUUGUCCUUGGGGGGGCACCAUCAUUUGCUUGGCAGUCUUCAUGGCUAUUUUUGAUUAUGCAGUUCUAUUUUUGUAUACUCUGUUACACUGAUUUUUUUUUUUUUUUUGUUAUUUUUGUAUCAUAUGUUUUUACUCCUGGGUUUUAAUAGUAUCCUAAGUUCUAAAAUAAUGUGAUCAUUGUGGUUGCUCAUCAGUUCAACAGGUAGAUCUUGUCAAACUAAUCUAACCUCUUGUCCCUCCUGUUUUGUUGCAAGUGCUUGCCAGUAAAGCUAUAUAUAUCAUUAAAUAGGUUUAGUAGAAACUAUUUGUGGUCACUUGUAAGCAAGUAUGUUUGCCACAAAUAAGAUGUGCUUUUUUCCUGCACAAGAAUGAGAUAUGCAGUAGUCGAGUGCAACUGCAAUGGCCUGCUAAUGAAAUGCAAAUGACUUACGAAAUACAAAUUUUAUGGGAGACUGUUGAGACUUGCACAAUACUGAGUCCGCACUUUGGUUUUUAGCAUAUUAUGUUUAUUUGCUUUGUUCUGAAGCAUAGUUCAGGUUUGUCUCUGAGAUAAAGUAACAAUUUAGAGGCCAGUGGGAGUAUCAGAAGGUCUGUCGAUGCAUUGAUUUGCAAAAAAGCUUUGUGGACCACAGCACUCUUAUUUUUAUUGAAAUAUGAAAGCCUGGCUACAUGUUAUUACAUGCUUCAUAGUUGUUUUCUUUGUCAUUUAUAUUAAUGCCCACGUGAAAAUGUAAAAUGCACAUUUGUACAGUUUUACAUUAUAUUCAAGUGAGGGAUGGGUGCAUUCUGCAUGGUGGCUUUGUCAACAUUAUGAAGGCGUGGUAUCCUGGCAUAACCGCUGUUUUUCAGGACCCCUCCUAUGCCUUCAGCUUUUUAUUUUCUAAUUACUCCUUUUGAUUAUACAUUUGGGUUGUCAACAGAUGCAGGAUUUUGUCCAAGAACAAAUUACGUAUGGUGACGGUGCUGGGAUUUUAGUUGUUGGUUGUCACCUUGCUUCUUUCUCUCAAUAUAUAUUUUUUUUUAUUACUUGAUGUAUUUCCACUAUCCGCAUUGGCUGCAUGUUGGAGUUCAGGCAGAAACACUGAGGAGCAAGUGGGAGAUAAUACUAAAAUGAAACUCGUGGAUGUCUGACGUCAUACUUUGAAGUCCAUGCUUUCUUUGCAUAUUGGCCUUCAGCAGACUGUUUUAAAUUAAACCAAACAAUUGGAAAAGAUCCAGGAAGAUUAAAAUCCAGCCUCUUUCCAUAUUUCAUUACUUGCUAACUCAGUGUGUAAAAACAAUAAUAAUAAUAAUUGUAAAAUAGCACAAAAAUUUAAGAAGGAGUUUAAGAAAAGGUUAUGUUAGCAGCAACAAAUGUGUUUCUUUAGCGCUACAUACAGCACAUUCUCACAUGGCUUAUUGUCUCUGUUUGACUUAAUGUAAGAUACAAAAAGAAUUAAGAAAUGAAAGACUUUUAAUAAAAGUCCUGGGCUUUUUUGACACUGUGAUUUCCUCUGGUGUGAUUUCAUAACUUGGUCACAAGGUUAUUAACAUGCGGCUUGUAAUAAACCUUGCAAAACACUGAUUUGAACAGCCUGUGUGUGUUGGAUUUUAAACACACCUUCACUGUGUAAAGGAAAAUGUUCAAUUAAAUGAGUAAAGCUCUAAGGAGACGGGUUUAGUCGGCGUCAGCGCUGCCAUACUGUACACAUUUAGGAAUUUUCUGUUUCAAAGAGUUUCAGUUGCACCAAGAAUUGAUUGUGUGGUUCUAAUGUUAGUAUUGCAUAGACUUGUGGGCAUUUUAUUUGCAGGAAAUUGUCAUUGAAACCUGUGCUAGUAUUGGGCAAGGAGUUUAUUUAAAAGAUUACAUAAGAAUUGAAUGUACUAUUGAGUAUAAUUCUCUUAAAUGUAUAUUGAAUUUCUUGAUUUUCUGUUUUAUUUUUUUACUGUCUGAAAUUUUCCAUUGCUGUUUAUUUUGUUUUAUGGAUGAAAUUCAAAGCGUACCUCAUUUCUUCAGCUGCAAUUUUAAAUUGCUUUCCAUUUUUAACAUUAAGAAAAUGUAAUAUAAAAAGUCUAUUGAUGUGAGAAAUCUUCAAAUAAAACCUAUUUUAUGGAUA